AUCCAACUUCCUGUUUCCGUAUGGCUGGAAUUGUAACAAAUUUUUUUAGGCGAACUCAUAAUUACGUUAAAAGAGUAAUGCCCCCACCAGACCGGUCAGUUAAACAAAUUAUUUUUAUGUUUUAAUUAAGAUUUACUUUUAAAUUAGUUAUAAUUUUGAAAAUAACCUAGACUAAAGGAAUAGGUAAACUCUUUUAAACUGUAACUAAUAGUUAAUCACUAAAUAAGGCCAAAAGAGAUUUUUUCUUAGAAAUGUAAACAAAUACGCUAUAAAUAGUGAUGCAAUUUCCUUUACUUUGGGCUUACUACUGACUGUACUGACAAGUUAGUUUCACUUUCAGUUUUAACUAGGGUUGCUUAUUUCCCUGAGCUUUGCUUUUGAUCCCUGGAAAACUGGUUAUCCCCGGAAAUCCUUUAUUUUAAUUUAAAAAUUUAUUUUAAAUUAUAAAAAUAAAAUGAUUUUAUAAUAAAAUAUCAUAUAUUUUUAACUGAAUAAGUAUAAGAUGAAUUAAACUAUACAGUAUCCUAUACAGUAUUACUAUUACUCAACUAUACAAGAGUGCAAGCCAAAUGUCUGGUUUCAGAUUUACAAGCUUCUAACUACUUAAUAUUAACAUAAACAAGGGAUUGUUUCAAAUAAAAAGCAAUAAAAUAAAUAUUAAAGUAAAAAAAUGUAUGAUCCAUAGCGCUAUAUAAAUAAUAUAUGAGUAUGUAUAGUCUUAUUAAGAGUUAACUAAGAAUUAUGAUUGAGAAAAAUAAUAUGGGUCAAACUCACAUAAACUAUGAUUAUAAACAACCUUGUUGUAUAAGUUAGUUACUAAGUUCGAGCACAGGUUUCGUGGCCCAUUGGCAUGGGACCUGACCUCUAAUGGGAUUUCAAAUGGAUUUCUGUUAGGUUACCAAUUGAAACAAUAUACCAAGAGUAAGAGAAAUAGUGAUUUUUAGUUUUCUUUUUUGUUCUCUUACAGCUUGAGUAACAAUUUCAACUAUGGCAUCAAAUUAUGACACUAUGUUGUUAAUUACAAUUCUGUAAAAUCUAGUUUUAAUAUGUUUUAAUUUCCAUGACCUUCCCUAUAUAAAAGUAAUAAAACACCCUUUUUUUCAAUAUAUCAUGGUGUCACUUUGCUUUUAAAUAAAUUGUGAUAAAUGUUGUCAUAACUUGAAAACAGUUAUUUAACAGCAUGUUUUCUAGAGCUACUUGAUUACCUUGCUGAUGGGAAGGCACCAGGGAUUGGCGGUAUUCCAAAGGAAGUCCUCAAAAAUGGAAAAAAUACUUCUUUAGCCCUUACAUGAGCUUCUGUCUGUGUUGGGAAACAGGUCACAUUCCCCAGGACAUAUGAGAUGCCCACAUCAUAAGAUUGUCAUAACAUAGCUACUGAGGAAUUUCUCUCCUUGGCUUAGUUGGAAAUACUUUUGCCAGUGUUGCCCUUAAAGGAUUGCAUUCUGGCAAACCGCAUUUACCCAGAGUCCCAGUGUGGCUCCUAGAGUGGACGCUCAACUAUAGACAUAAUAUUCUCGUUACGCCAAAUGAGAAGUGUCGUGAACAGCAUAUGCCUCUUUAUAUUGCUUUCAAAGAUCUGGCAAAGGCAUUCGACUUGAUAAGUCAGAGAGGCCUGGUCAGUAUUUUGCAAAGAAUAGGUUGUUCCCCACGACUCUCACAAUCAUACAGUCAUUUCACAAAAACAUGCACAACAGAGUAACCUUCAAUGGUGCUGUUUCUGAGGCAUUCCCAUUCAGCAGUGGAGUAAAACAGGGUUGUGUACUGAUAACAACGCUCUUCUCCAUUUUCUUCUCGAUGCUCCUGCAAUUUGCCUUCAGGGACUGUGAAGGUAGAGUGUACAACCUUACCAGAUCUGAUGGUAGGUGGUUCAAUAUCGCCCGCCUUCAUGCAAAGGCGAAGGUAAUAAAAAUACUAAUUCGUGAACUGCUGUUCACUGAUAAUGCCGCCUUAACAUGUAACAUGUUACACUGAAUAAGGUCUUCAGCAGCUAGUUAAUCGUCUAUCACAUGCAUGUAAAGAAUUUGGACUGUCAAUUAGUAUACAGAAAACACAUGUCAUGAUGCAAGAAGCACCGUCCCCUCCAAUCAUAUCUAUUGAGGGCCAUAACCUGUCAGUUGUUGAGCAUUUCGCAUACCUUGGAUCCAAUAUUUCUAGUUCUUUCUCCGUUGAUGAAGAGAUAAACAUCAGGAUCGAAAAAGAAGCAGCAACUAUGGCAAAAUGGCAAAAGCUGGUGGGGAAUAAUCUCAAUCUAACUGAUAAAAAAAAACUAACGUGUCUGUCGGGCAGUGAAGUGUGGACCACAUAUACCAGUCUUGAGCAGAAACUCAACAGCUUCCAUCAAAGAUUUUAGGCAUUCGAUGGCAGAAAAAGGUGACUAACACAGAGGUCUUGGAAUGUGCAAAAAUGUUUCAGCUUAUUCUCCGCUCUUAGCAAGAAGCGCCUUUGCUGGUUAGGCUUUGUAAGGAGAAUGGAGGAAGGCUGUAUCCCAAAGAUGCUGUUGUAUGGAGAUUUGGCAAAAGGGACAAAACUUAUUGGACAGCCACACCUGAGAUUUAUGGAUGUUUGCAAAAGGAGCAUGAGGGAAGCCAAAUUGGAGAUCAUUGCCGAACAAAGUUCCAGCUGGUGAACAGCAGUGUAUUAUGAAGUGAAACCAGACGUUUAUUCCUUAUUACAAUGUUUUUGGCACAUAAGCACAGGUUUUGUCAUAAAACCCUUGCUGAGUUAUGAAGUAUUGGACUAAUAGUCGUAAUUUAAUUUAGUUGAAUUAAUUUUUUUUUCCAGAUGGGAACAAUACUGCCCUUUGGGCAAAGUGAUUCCAGGAACAUCUUUUAUUGCUUUCAAGGUUCCAUUAAAAGAGGUAGUAAGGGGUAGUAUUCUUUCACCAUGGCUAUUACAAAUUUUAUUGUUAUAACUGUCUAUAUUUUCCUUCUUAUCAUUGAAUUGUAGAUAUUGAAACUUAUUAAGCACGAUUUUUUGGUGUAAUCUAACACUGUUUAAAUUGGCGCAAAUGUGUAAAUCUUUUUAAAAAUGUUAAAUAUAAUUUUAUAGCUCAAGUUUCUGUUGAAAUCUUUCGUCUAAAAGUUGUAAUUUAUAUAUUUACAGACAUUGCUAGGGCAAAUAGAAGAAAAAGACAGGUACGUUGCAUAAGUUAUAAAAUAUCUUUAAAUUUAUAUUGAAAGCAUGAUUUAAAAUUUUUCAAUUUCACUUGUAAUAUGGCUGAAAUUAUUUUUCUGAGUUAUAAUUUUUACAGAUUUUCCCCCAAAAGAUUGGUCCAGACCCUAGAAAGUGAAGGUCUUAAAUUGGGAGGAAUUAUCGAUCUUACCUACACUCUGAGAUAUUAUGACAAAGCGGUAAAUAUUUCUAAAGUGUUGCUUUAGACUUAAGCGUACUUGAAAUGAAAUUGACAGCCUUUAUUAUGUAUAUAAACGUAGUUUCCUUAAAAUCAUUGGUUAUGUUAAUAGCUUUCAAAGUAACAUUUAAAGAAAUGAAGAGGUUCUAUUUUGGCUUUUUAAAUAAUUGUUAAAAAUGAAUUGGUAUUUACACUGCUUUAACACUACAUGAUAGUUAAAAUGAAGUUUUAAAAAAACAACAACAUUAUUCUAUUUAAAAAAACAGUUUCAUAUUGACUGGUUGGUAACUUGAUAUACACUUAUUUUCAAUAUGGUGAGCUUUUACUAUUAACUGUCCAGCAGUAUCAGAUCUUUCUAUUUUCAAUUGCUGUAGAAUUAAAUUGUCAAUUUUCAACAUUGUUUUCUCAUCCUUCACUUCAUUAAUACGACAUGAAUCUAACAAUGGGGACUCACCUAUCUGAUAUUACAUUUAUUUUAUGUUUUAUAUUUUUUAAAGCAUGGAAAAAUUAGUACCAAAAGAUUUAUGUUUGAUCACCAACAUAUUUAUUUGAUAAAAUAAGGUGAAUAUUUAAUGGUAAACAAUUGGUGUUUUGUGACAUUGUUUGUUUAAACGGUCGCUCCUUGUAACUUUUGUACUUAAAGGCUGUGUUUUGAGUCACAGAAAAAAAAUCGCAUAAAAUGCUUUAAAAACGUUUAAAAUGUACGGGUAUUAGAUUGUUUCCUUGGUUCCCUCACUUAGUUUUCCCAAAUCCCUGUUUAACUGAAAAAAAUUAAAAUCUGAUUGCGUGAAAAACUAAAAUAUGAAAUUUUGUUAUAUUAGGAAAGACUUACCUGUUACUUAAAUAAUUACUACCUUAUAAACAAGGUUCUUUAAUUGUUCUUCUUUCUUUCUUUUUUUUCCAGGAAUUUGAGAACUUGUCCAUUAAACAUGAAAAGGUUUUUACACCAGGUCAUGAAGUACCAAACUAUGAUGUAUUUCAUAAGUAAGUUUAAAAGGUUCUUUUUUUUUUUUCAUUGGUAGUUAACCCACGACUGUGGUCGGCCGAAAAAAUCGGCCGUAAAUCUCGUUCAGUACUGUGGCAGCCAAUAAUAAACACAGAUCUAUAGCAACUUCCAAUCCAAUAUUUAACAGGAAUCAUAGCCACUUCCUUUUAUUAAUAAUUAAAUCAACUUCCGGGUCAAGCUGUUUCUUGAAAACUUAACAUAAGUAAUUUUUAAUUGGAAUUUUAUAUCACUUUUUUUUAAAGAUAAAAUGGAUGAAUCCAUGGCUGGGUCUUCAGUGCGAGAACUAAUAUAAAUAUUUUUGAAAGCUUUUUAGGAGAGGAUUUAAGUGAUACUGAUGAUGAUUUUAAAUUCCCCAUGACAAUUUCAGCUCAGAUUCUUCUUCUCAUUAAUCUGAUACUAGUCUUAGUGAUACUGAAUUACUGAAGUAGGCCUACUGUUAGACUUCGAGCCAGGCCAGGAGGUUGGGCAAGGACUGACUGAAUUUUAGUCAUAAAAGCUACAGAUUAUAGAUCAGAACUAAUAAAUUUUAUAGCUAAACAACCCAAAUCAGUUACACAGUUCCAUUUUAAAUUUUUACUAGUCCAUUAUAACUAUUUUGCGUGAGAUUUUGUAUGUUAUACGGAAGUUGUAAUUGGUUUUAGCUCUGAUCCCAGUUUCUAAUAUAAAUGACCUAAAAUUACUAAAAUUGCUUUCAGCGGUUUAAUUGCAAUCAAAAUCUUAGCAAACUAUACAUUUUCUGAAAGAAAAAUGAAUUGGCUACAAUAUUUUGAUUAGUGCUUUAAGUGGAUCUAUAAAAAAUUAAUGAUGUUAUGAGCACUUGAAAGCAAAACAUUUUGUCGAUUUUUUUUUCUUGAGCACUCCGAGGUUAAGGACACAGCAAAAUUUUUUUACGGGGUGGACAAUAUAGCCAACUUUAUCCCUAUCUAUUUACCAUUCUAAAAAUAUAUACUUAUUGGGGCCUUGUAUUAAUAUUUCUAUGUCCUUUAAUGUAAUUUCAAAUGGCACUCAAAAAGCUCUGAAAAGCUCCCACACUACAGAUUGAUGCAUGCCACAGUUUGUGGGUUAAAAAGCCUUUAAUAUUUUAAAACUGCUGUUGUUUUCCCCCUAAAAGUUUAGAAAAAUUAUUUGCAGAAAUUAUAAUAGUAUGAAAAUACUUUUCCAUUCUGAAAUUUGUAGCUUAGAUUAAAUUUAUUUACAAAGCAUGUCAACACACAUUUAUCAAGAUCUUGGAUGGCCAUCAACAAAACAAAUAAAGUGAAAUUCCCUUAUACUCAUAGCUGCUAGAUUAAAAUUCAUAGUUGUUUGCACGUUUAUCUGAUGUAGAAAGGAUCCCAGAACAUUUUCCCACCUUAAACGUUGAGAGCAAUAGAUAUCAUAGUCUUUCAGCUGGUGAAAAUAAUUCUAUGCAUACGUGUCAACCUAAGCGUUUUUCGUGUUGUGCAGCUAUAUGGUACUAUGUACGGUUUCUCAAUGGAUUUAGAAAAGAAAUAUUUUUGCAUAUGACAGUGCUCAGUGAUGACACAUGAUUGAAAUCUUUACUGGCAGUGCAAUAAAUGGGUCAAUAGAAAACCGAUAACCAAUUAAAAAAUGAAUUUUGUUCCAAAGUCUGAGAUCGGUAGGCUAUCUAAAUUUUAGAAACUGAAAUCAGGUUGGCAUGUUUGUGACAUUCUCUAUUAGAAAGCAUCUACAAAACAGACCUUUUUCUAACACAACUACUUUAAAAACUCUAUGAAAAUGACAAACUCUCCAUGAAACUUAUCAUGCACUAUUAACAAACUCCUGAUGAACUAAGCACGAACUAACCCCUGUAUUUAUAUACCACCGUGUACUCACAGAUUUACCCAAAUUAAUUUGUAUACUCAGUCCACUCAUAAUGAUUGAGUUACUCAGGAGCUGACAGUGGACAGUAAACAUUAAUGUCAUUUUUUUUUCCCCCUACAGAUUUGCUAAGGCUGUUAAAACAAUAGAUAAAAAAGGUAUGUUCUAUUCAGAAUUACAGCAAGCGCCAAAAAUAACGGUACUGAAAAUCCUGCAUAUUGAAUGUUUAUAUGCAUUCUUUAGCACUGCAUAGCUCAAAUAGCCAAGUGUUCCAAGAAAUCGAAGGGAAAAUAAGCUGGUCAUUUGUAAUUGGAAAUGGGUUUCCAAAAGAAGGAAAGAGUAUUCCUAGUGGUCCUUAAUUUUUGCUCAUAUGUGAUUGGUUGUAAAUGGAGACCGAAUUUGAAAAAGUUUGCACAACAAUUCAGAAAAAGUUUUUAAAAGACGGUAUCAAGUAACACAAUUAUGCCAUAUAUUGUUAAGACAAUUCGCUUUAUAUUGUUAAGACAAUUUCACUAUAUUGGAAAGAUGCACUUGUCAAUCUGAUAGACCAUUAAAUGAAAUGUACGCUGACAACUGAAGUGGAGGUCUUAUAAACCAGUUAGUGAGUUUGACUUUCGUUGGUGACUACACAUUCCUAAAAUAUUUGAAAUCCGCAUGCUCAAUGGGCAGAAAUGUUCCACACUACACCAUUCCAGACCACAUAUCUGGCUCUGUCAAGCGUUGCCCUGUCUGAAUUCUGUACUAAAAUGCAACUAUUACCAAGUCCUUAAACCAGGGGUCUCCAAACUUUUCAGCCCGAGGGCUGCAUUAAUUAUCAAACAGCAGUUCGGAGGCAGACUACACACUCGAGGUCCAAAUAUUAAAAAAGGAUCAAAACAUGGAUGCUGUUUUUAAUUAUUUAUUUAAUAUUAUUUUAUUAAGUUAUUAUUCAAUAACACAUUGAUACACUACAAAUGAAGACCUUUAUUAGUGGAAAUGGUGAAAUUGUUUCCUAGAUGCCAAAAUAGCAGAUUUAGAAAAGGCUUACUUAGGCAAAAACUGUUAAAAACCCCAUCACUACUUCACAAUCUUUAAACGGUUUGCCACUUUUAGCUAGGACUUAGGCAACUUUAUAACUGGCCUUAGUUAAGGAUUCAUUUUCAUUUGAGGAUUUACUGAACAAUGUCUUCUUAGAUGUGAAUUGAUUUUGUAAUUAAGAUAAUUUUUCGGCACAGACUUUACCUUCCAACUGUGCAUAUUUCUCCUGAUGUUUGCUUUGGUGAUGACGGUGCAGGUAGUAUUCUUUUAUCACAGCCAGGGUUUUGUUGCAAAUCACACACAAGGCUUUCUCGUGGGAUUUGAUAAAGAAGUAUUUCAAACUCUAUUCAUCUUGAAAUUGCAGACACUCAUCGUCUAUUUUUCUUUUCUUCUUCCCUGCCAUCGCUGGGCACUAAAAUAAAGUGAAUUCAACAUGAAUAAAUACUGAAAGAAUCUUGCAAACAAUAUCGCUAAAAUUACCGGACUAUGUAAAAAACCUGAUUAUGCAAACUAAUUUCAUCACAAUUAUAGCUGCAAAUGACCCGAUACAAUUUUUUAAAAAUUAUUUUGACUUCUUAAGUUAAACUUACCUGAAUAUAGUGUACGAAUAUAUCCACCUAUAGUAGAGAGAUUGUUGCUUUUGAUGUUUCCUCUUCAGAAUGUUCGAAAAAUUAUUUCUGAUCUAACGGCGUUCCCAAUACUUUUAAACACACUGAUAAGUAAUUGCGUGCAACAUGUUUCGCAAUCAGGCGCAGACUGACACCAGCACCUCCUCAUCGCAGCAGUCAACCGCAACUUGCAAACAGUGAUCAAAAUAAUCAAGUCUUAAACAAACAGCAAAGCAUUUAAAUAAUGCGCCACUAGAUGGCGUUUGUCAUCUCAUUGACUGUGAACUGCGCGCCUCUAUUUUAAUUCAGUAAAACAUAAUUUCCACGUAAGCGGCAGCUAAUCUUGGCAGGAUACUUGUAAAUUUCAGUAAUUUUUUCUGUAGACAAAAAAUUCUCCAUGGGCCGGGUGAGAGGGCCUAGCGGUCCGUAGUUUGGAGACCCCUGCCUGCCGUAGUUUGGAGACCCCUGCCUUAAAAAAUUGGUGAACAAGGUUUUCGCUAAUAUUUAGUUUAAAAAAAUGGUCAUCUUUAGACUUUAAGAGGGCAAAUGCAACACCAGUAAAAGAGCCUGUGCGUGGUUCUAUAUUAAAACAGUUCUGGUCAACCAUCUUUAUUAAGACUACCAUGAACACAUGACGACUGGAGCAAUGCACCAUUGACAAACCCAUGUACCCAUUCAAAAUGCAAGUUUCACUACUGUAUUUUGAGACAUUUUUACAAUAUUUUCCCAAAAUAUUGUUUUUUAUAACUAUAAUCUACCGUUUGGACAUUUUCUCAAUCAUAGCAGUUACAACUUACAUUUUGUAUUAAAUGGUUAAUUUAAUAGGAACAAAUUUCAUGCUACUUUUGUUCAUAAGCAUAAACGCCUUAUUAUUUCUGUUUUACAAAAAUCUAAAUUAGUUGAUCUUUUUCUAAUUUGUCUUGGUAGCAAUACCGAUAUUUUAUUUAACUUCACUGGUUUUAUUUCAUAGAAUUUUACUGAUAUGUUUAUGCAUAGAUUUUUUUUCUUCAAUAAUUCGAUUAAGAGCUUAACAACUGUCUGAUUAAGUGAAUACUACCUUUACUUCGAAUAUUAUAUACAUUUAUGCUAUAGGGCUUUUGAUAGGAGUGCAUUGCACACAUGGUGUAAAUCGAACAGGAUACCUUAUAUGCAGGUAAAUAUUCAUUACAUUACAUCUUAUUAAGUUUUGAAAUUAAUUAUAAUAUUGUACCUGUACCAUCCAAAGAAAAUAAAGCUUAUUUAGAAAGUUUCUUUAAACCUUUUUAUUAGAGUACUGCUCUUUAUUGUGAUUUUGUUUCCCUUCUAUCUAAAUUGAUAGCAGUGUUUUAAGUUAUAGAGAUGGUUUUUUUCAAUUGACUAUUUUCAAAGAUAAUCCUUAAACUCUAUGUUAACAUCAUCAGGUAUAUGAUAGAAGAAAUGGACAUGGAGCCAGAUACAGCUAUCACAUGUAAGUUACCAGCUGAUUGCAUAAUGUAGGGGGCCAUCCAUUGCAUGAUGUAGGGGCCAUCUCUUGCAUAAUAUAUGGCCAUCCAUCUAUUAUGUACACCAUAAAAAGGGGAAUUUCAUACUCCACCUUCCCCUGUGCACUGUUUCAUCAACACAUUCUUUUGGGACACACACCCCCCCUCCCCCCCAUGCACAUGAACAAAUAAUUUUUCACAACUCCCUUCCCUUAAAAAAAAAUAAAGCAUGUUUCAAUUUCAUUAUAUACAGGUAUGAUUUAUACUGCAGUUUAACGAGGUCACUGUAUACCAUGUUAAAUAUGAUGUCUCAGCUCAGUGAUCCGCAACCUGCGGCUCUAGAAGUGUACAGAUGCUGCUCUUUUUUUUUUUACUAAUGUAUAAUGACAUGCGACUACCAAAACAUUUUCUAGCAGAUAUUAUUCAUAAAAAAUGGCUCCUCGCUCAAAAAAAAAAGCUGUUGACUCCUGCUUAAUAAUUGUGUCACAUGCAUGUAAACAUAAAAAGUCAAAUAGUGGACUUAAUUUGUCACUAAGCUAAAACACACAAUCAGGGACAAUACCGUAAUUACAAAAGUUUGCAUGGUAAUUUUAUAUUCUUCGAAAAAAUGUGCAAUCUUGGAUUUGACGAAUUGGAAACGAAAAUGACAGUUGGCUUUAUUAGAGUCAUAAAUAGGCUGUUUACGGAUAAUCAGAAUUUCAGGCCAUAUAUUUUAGAAUUAGGGUAUAUAUGUAUGUGCAUAUUCAUACACACCCAUGCGCAAUAACUCCAACCCCCCCCCCCCCCCCCCCCCCCCAUUGCACACGUAAUGUAUGGAUGGCCUCUUACCUGUUUAAAUAAUCUUUAAAUUAAAUUAGAAUUAGAUAUUUUAUUUUUAAUGUGAUUUUUUUUUUUUAAAGAAUGACUCAUUUAUUUUCAGUGUUUAAUGAAGCCAGGGGGCACGAUUUGGAAAGGGAAAACUACCUAGAUGAUCUCAGAAAAAGAAAGAAGUAAGUUGUGCCAGCAACUAUAACAUUUUAAUUGCAUUUUAAUGUUUUUUUGGUUUGAACCUAGUGUGAUAUAUUUUGAAAUAACAUAAUUAAUUACCUGCAAUUUUUAAUUACAUUAGGCAAAAAAAACGUAAAAAUACAUUAUAAUAUAUUUUUUAAUUAUAAUUAUCAAUUUGCUUAACCGUGCAACCUUCCUACCAACACUAUAAAUUUAAUAGUAAGGUAAUUAAUUUUUAUUUAGGUUACACUUCUGUCUGUUGAUCGUUUAGCAGUGCAAAUAAAUAUGUCAGCAUGGCUUUUUGUACAUUAAUGGCAUCUGAAGAGAUAUGUGCUUGAUUAAGUGGCAUUUGGUAUUAUGUCAGAUGCUGAAGAGUGUUCAUCAGAACAAGUGAAUAAGAAUUUCAAUACAAAUAAUAACAAAGAAAAUUUAUUUUUCAGGGGCGAGUCAACCUAUGACCCUAAUUAUCAACCAAAAGAAGAUCCUGCCAAGCCAAAUCAUAACGGUGGAAGGGGGAAAGGUAGAUGGAGGCACAACAGAUCAGAUCAUCCCAAUUGGCGACAGCAAAAUUAUGAAGAAUCUAAUGAGACCAAGCCCUUGGAUGGUGAUAGUGAAAGACUAAAAGAAUCUAGCAAUGAUUUCCAUGGUUCCUUCAAGUUCAAUAGAUAUGGUGGCAGGGCCUUAGAUCCAGGGUUUUAUCAGGAAGGUUAUGGCAGAACCCAUUGGGGAUAUGAUGAUAUGAGACACAGAGGCAGGGAAUACAAUGCAAAGCAAAGUAAUAGAGAAUAUGAAGAUACAAGAUACAGUGAUAGGGGAUAUGAUAAUACCAGAGGCAGGGGAUAUGAUGAUGCCAGAACCAGUAGGAGGGAAGAUGAUGGUGCCAGACCCAGUAGGAGGGAAGAUGAUGAUGACAGAAGCAGAGGUAGGGAUAAUGAUGUACCUAAGUGGGAUAAUAGUAAUUAUAAAAGUAAAGCAGAUAUCAAUAAGCACCAAGAAUCUGAUACAGUUGAUGAAAAGUCUGGCAAUGUUAGAAAGCCACAAAAGAGAAAAUCGGGUGAAGGGUCAUUGGUCGACAGUAGUGUGACUACAGAAUCUCACAGUUGUGAAAGAAAAAAACGCAAAAAGUCCAACAAAGAAAAAAAAGUGUGAGGAUGGGGAUUUGAAAUGAAUUGCUGAGAAAAAAUAGAAAUUUGGAUCAACCAUUUAGGGGGAAAUACUUGUCAGGCAUUCAUUUUUUUUCUCCAAGUCAAGGCUUGAUUUCAAAUGAAGCAAAAUGGCCAUGUGUUGGACAUAGCCGUGUGUAGGUAUUAGUCAUAGUGAUUUUUUUACAAGUUUUUGUCUUAUAAAUUUUAGAUAUAUUUUUAACAAAUAAUUUAUCGGUUGUUGAAAAUGAAUAAUUUUUAUGGUUAAAAGAAUAAGCUUGUGUAAAUUUUCUCUAUUGAGAGUCACACAAUUUUCACAUUGUAUUACUUUGAGCACAUUAAAUUAUUUUAAUUUAUGCAUUUUAGGUAACACUUUACAAUACUACAUGAAAAUUCUAAGAAUUCUCUUCUUAAUAUAUAAUAUAUAAAAUUAAAUUGCUCAGCUAAUAAAAUAUUUUUACUUGUAAAUAACCCUCUUUCUUUUAAAAUAAUUUGUACCGGUACCAUUUAGUUUAGACUAUAUGUCAAUAUAAAGUAAUAUUAAGGUAUUGUACAUUUUAAAACUGUAGUUAAAAUUUUAAACAAAGUUGUGAAACAAUUAAUACUUUUUCUUUUGUAAGUAGAGUGAUUUCAAUUAUAUUUUAUGUGUCAAAAAUGUUUCCCAGGAAAUGGAAAGGCAUUUUUUCAAAUAAGCAACCAUUUUAUUUGAAUCCAUUUAAAAUAUUAUUUAAAAAACUGGUUACAGAAGUCACCAAACUUUUUUUUUCAUAAACAUUUUUGUGGUUUUCUAAAUAAAUAAAAAAUUUUUACACCCUUAAGGUGUAUGUGCAAAUUUAUCAAAUCCUUUUAAAUAUUAUUAUGUUCCGGCACAUAAUAUUUAAUAUAUAACCGUAUUUCUGAGUAUAAAAUGACCGCUCAUUAUUUUGAUCAACAGUAAUUGUAUUCCCCAAUUUAUUCAUCUAAUAUGCCUACACAAAAAUAAAUCUUUAACUAUUUUCUAUUGUUUGGUAAAAAAAAUAUUUGUGAAAGGUAUAUUAUAAUAAAAUAAAGGGAACAUAUGCAA
Lymnaea stagnalis (great pond snail) is the source of this 12450-nucleotide messenger RNA. The record is from the annotation of a GenBank genome assembly. Lineage: Eukaryota; Metazoa; Mollusca; Gastropoda; Lymnaeidae.